Molecule: messenger RNA, 1893 nt
Organism: Zingiber officinale
Lineage: Eukaryota; Viridiplantae; Streptophyta; Magnoliopsida; Zingiberales; Zingiberaceae
Exons: 2
Coding region: 1-1893 (630 amino acids)
Source: RefSeq, a predicted model, not a curated record
AUGGAGGAGUCUGGCCGCAUUUACGUUACUAUGACCACUGGGGAGUACGAACUCUUCAAGGAGGCCAAAAGAUUGGCAGCCUCGGAGAGACAGGUAACUGUCUCGCGACCACGACAAGCCCCUACCGAGGCUUCCAAGGAACCCCUGCCUAUUUCAGAUUGGGGUUCCAAAAGAAAGCAGCUUGAGGUAGUUCCUCAGCAUCCUUAUCGCGUGCCUGGUAUAGGAUAUUAUCAGCUAGAGCCCCAAGCACAAAGCCUCAAGAAGGAGCAGCCUCAAGCAUUUGUGGCUGAGAGCUCACAGCCGCGGGAUUCGAAGAAAGGAAAGGCCCUCGUCAUACCUGAGGCAUUUCUCGAAGAUCCGGACGAGAAAGUACCUUUUUCAACUAGAAUUCUAAAUGAAAGACUACCCAAGGGUUAUAGAGCUCCAUCGAUCAGAGAAUAUGAUGGGAGCAAGGAUCCAGAAGAUCAUUUGCGAAAAUUCAAAAGCACAGCCCUGCUGCAUCAAUAUAGCGAUGCUGUCAAAUGCAGAGCUUUCCUGAAUACUUUAUCUGGUUCAGCUUUAAAGUGGUUCGAUGGGUUGCCUCAAGGGUCCAUCACCUGUUUUCUAGACUUCAAAACGACUUUUUUGCGACGAUUUGCCAGCAGUAAGAAAUAUCAGAAGACAGAUCAUUACCUUUUUGCUCUAAAGCAGGGGUCGACUGAGCCCCUGAGAAGUUAUAUCAACCGCUUUAAUCAAGUGGCUCAAGAUGUCCCUACUGCCACUUCGGAGAUUCUGAUGAGCGCUUUCUCUCAUGGAUUGGGAGAGGGAGAGUGGAAGAAGCGCAAGCAGCUCGAAAGAAGGCCGAAAGACCACUUCCUUCCACUACCAAGCAGGAAAGGAGAGCGCCUCAACCCGCCCCUCAACCCCUACCGCGAGUCCGGGAAGCCAGACCUGCAUGCCUUUCAUCUCGGGCCGGAAAUUCGACCUGCUCCUCGAGUUGCUGCUGUACACAUCCCCCGUCCAGGGCUAGGGAGUAAUCGGUACUGCACCUAUCAUAGAUCUCGCACACAUGAUACUAAUAGAUGUUUUCAAUUUGCUCGAGACUCUAAACGAGCUGCAGAGAUGAGUUUGCCCCCGCCUGAGCUAGCGCCGCAGUUGAUCAAGAUGAUGGAAGACCAAAGGAUGGCAGGGCAGGCCGGAUCAUCUCGUCCUGACCUAGCGGGACCUAGCACUCAUCAGCCUGGCCGGGGAAAAGAGCCGGAAGGAUCACGAGAGGUCGAAAACAGAGGUAACGCAGCUGUUAGAGAGAUCGACAUGAUUUCUGGAGGGCCGACCGACGGAGAUUCAGGGAGAGCACGUAAGUCUCAUGUUCGGCGAUUGGAGGUUCAUGCUGUCGGAUGCAGUCAGGAGCAAGCUGCUGGCCCUGUUCUUAGCUUUGGGCCUGCAGACCUGGAGGGUCUGGAGUUGCCUCAUGACGAUGCACUCAUCAUCAAAGCCAUCAUUGCCAAUAGUCGAGUGGCUCGGGUUUUUGUUGAUACCGGGAGCUCGGUUAACAUUCUAUUCAGGACCGCAUUUGAAGAAAUGCAGAUUGAUGCUGUUGAACUUCAGCCAGUGGCUACAUCUCUAUAUGGGUUUACUGGCAAUGAAGUGAAGCCUAUGGGUCAGAUUAAGCUGGCAAUAUCUUUGGGCACCGAGCCACUGGUGCGCACAAGGAGGAGCACAAUUAUAGUAGUGGACUCCCCUUCUUCCUAUAAUGUUAUUCUAGGGAGGCCCGCCCUGCACGAAUUUAGGGCUGCCGUCUCGACCUUUCACCAAAAAAUCAAGUUUCCUGUGGGCGAGCAGGUCGGGGAAGUUAAAGGAGAACAGAAGGUUUCUCGGCGGUGCUAUAUUGAUAUGGUCCGAGUGGAGGCUUGA